Messenger RNA from Ustilaginoidea virens, 870 nucleotides. RefSeq lists its product as uncharacterized. Gene Ontology annotation, molecular function: DNA binding. The record is from RefSeq and is a predicted model, not a curated record. Bases 1 to 870 code for a protein of 289 amino acids. The transcript is spliced from 2 exons. Lineage: Eukaryota; Fungi; Ascomycota; Sordariomycetes; Hypocreales; Clavicipitaceae.
AUGUACGCCUUUCGAGUGAGCCCUCCAGCGACAAUGUCAGCCGAAAAUCCCUUCAUCACGGGGGCACCAUCAAAUCCCAUUCACCCUUCGUGGAGAGGUUACAUCGCAUCCACCACAGAUGCCUUGGUUCUCAUCGAGGCGUACAUGGUCGGGCUCAUAAACGGCAUCCCCAGACGGCCACGAUAUGCCGAGCAUCACUGCCUCAUCAGGAGCGGCAGCAUCCUCAUCUUUGAAGAAAGCCGCUCAGGUAUCAAGCGCUGGACCGACGGGUUGAAGUGGGGCCCGAGCAGGGUCCUGGGCAACUUUCUCAUCUACCGCGAACUCGACGACGACUCGGUCACGCCCGUGCGUAAAUCAGCAGCGUCCAAGCCCAGGACGUCUCGGGUGAACCGCAGGCGAGCGGCAGGCAUCUCCACCGCAAACGUCGUCGGCAGCUUUGGCGACUGGUACCAGUUCAAGAAGGACGGCCUGAUCAAGAAGACCAUCAGCGUGCUGGUGCAGGAUCGCACGGUCCAUCUCGUCAGCUACUUCACCAUGGAGGACAUCAUGCUGGGCCGGUUAUCGACGCCGACCAUGGAGCCAGACUUGCAGAACAUUAUACCCAGGAUGGAGCUGAUCAAGUCGGAAAGCAUUCGCAAGCCCAUUGACGGAGCUGAUUACCUCCCACCCUCUACUCACUCGUCUCCCCCGUCCUCGUCCAUGAUUCCCACAACAGCAGUGACGACAUCGACGACGACGACGCCGACGACGACGGCAUUAACAGCGCCGGGUUGGGACCCGCAACAAUGGAAGUUUCUGCAGCAUCUCUCGAGCUAUCAACCUAUGGACAUGUUCCCCCAAAACAUUGUACCUCAACUGUAUAACUUUUAA